AUGGCGGGGCUGCACCGGAGCGAGCGGGGCCGGGCCGGGCCGGGCCGGGCGGGCGCUGCCGGCGGGGCCGCUGCGGGGCCGAGGGGCGGCUCCGCCCGGCGGAAAUGGGCGGCACCGGCCCGGCCGGGGCGGGGACAGAGCGGGCAGGGCACGGCCGGACCGCCCCGGGACCACCGGGAGGGGCGUACCCCCGGGAACACCCGGGACCACCGGGACACACCCCCGGGAACACCGGGACGGACAUACCCCCGGGACCACCGGUCCCCUGCGGGACCCAGCCCCGGGAACACCCGGGACCACCCGGGCACCCUGUGGGACCCACUCCCGGACACACCCCGGGACCACCCAAAUACCCUGCGGGACACACCCCGGGACCAUCCGGACACCCCCCGGGACACAUCCCGGGACCUUGCGAGACCCACCCGCGGGACCCCCGGGUCACAGCCCGGUACUCCCCGGGAUCCCUCGGGACCCCCCGGACACCUUGCGGGACCCACCCCCGGGACCCUCCGGGACCUGCGGGACCCACCCACGGGUCCCACGCCAGGACCCACCGGGACCCACCCCCGGGACACACCCCGGGACCAGCCGGGACCCCGCGGGACACACCCCCGGGAUCACCCGGGACACACCCCGGGACCCUCCGGGCACCCCGGGACCAUCCGGGACCACCCCUCCUCGGGACCCUCCGGAUCCCCAGGGCACCCCAUGACUGUCCCCCUCUGA
Taeniopygia guttata (zebra finch) is the source of this 726-nucleotide messenger RNA. Lineage: Eukaryota; Metazoa; Chordata; Aves; Passeriformes; Estrildidae. The record is from RefSeq and is a predicted model, not a curated record.